Molecule: messenger RNA, 1557 nt
Organism: Paraphaeosphaeria sporulosa
Lineage: Eukaryota; Fungi; Ascomycota; Dothideomycetes; Pleosporales; Didymosphaeriaceae
Exons: 2
Coding region: 1-1557 (518 amino acids)
Source: RefSeq, a predicted model, not a curated record
AUGCUAGACGAGGCCCUGCCCACUUUCUUCCUGAAGCCCUCGGCGGACAAGAUCAAGCACCACGAAUCUUACUACUACACCCAACAUGGCUCCGAGCCAGAAGCCUCGUACUCGCUUACGGGCAUCGACCCAGCCUCCAACGAAGCGCGAAACACGUACGCGGUAGCUCUCUUCGACGCUCACAACCCCGACAUCCUGUACGGAGAAGUGCUCUCAAAGCCAGGGUGGUCCCAGCCGUCGCUGUCGCAGGACGACAUCCGCAGGAACGGCGGCAUCCCACCCCCUCCGCAGCCCAUCUUCCCCACCGAGUUUGCCAUUCAGCUCUACAACCCAGACCAGCAGAUCCUCGUCAAGCAGCAGACGACAAAAUGGAGCUCGACUGUCUCGUACGAAUUCAGCAUGCCGCAGACCUCCUUCCGAACGCCUAGCUCCUCCACUCUCGACCGCACCAUGAACGACCCCGGUGCCGACGCCACCACCCCGCAGAUAAACUUCGCAUGGAGGAAAGAAGGUAGGCUUGGCAAGGACAUGACCUGCUACCUUACCGGCAAGUCUACCGAUGUCGUGGGCAAGAAGGCGAAGAAGAACAAGGAGCCGGAUAUUGCAGUUGCCUUGUUCUCUGGGCUGAAGGAGAUCACCAUCAUGGAGCCGAACCUCUAUAGGGUGGAAAUGGAGGACUACAAAGGUCUAGAAGUGGUCAUCCUGCUCGGCGGUGCCGCCAUUCGGGACCUCUUCUUCAGCAACCCGCGCGAGUCGUACCACAUCUUGGACCCCAACACGCGCAAGAACAGCGGCGGCAUUCGGACACGAAAAGGCUCGUCGCCACUUGAGCCGUCAACCGUCAUGCCACCCAUAAUGACGCCCCAGCCGCCAGCGCAACCCCAACGGCCUGCCCAACGGCCGGUCCAAAAUAUCAGCAGCCCUCCCGCGUCCGGGCUCUACAACCAGCCAUCCCGCAACACAGCCAAACGUACGUCUCUCCCUCCGCUGAAGACUGAGAACCAACCCGGUCCGCGGCUUGAUCCUCGGCGACAGUGGGAAUUGGAUGCCGAGACGGCGCGACUAAAGGAACAGGUCGAGGCCGAAGCAAGAGAGCAACGGCGACAAGCUGAAGCACGGCGGAAGCAAUUAGAAGAAGAGGAAGAGCGAAAGACGCGGCGGUUCCUCGAGGAUGAAGAAAGGCGGCGAAAGCACGAAGAGAAGGAGCGCCGGCGGCGACAGGCUGAGAUAGACCGGGAGACUGAACGGCUCCGGAGACAGUUCGGAGAUCAGAGCAAUCUCCUACCUCUCUCACAACACCCGCAAAGACACUCCGUGCCCCUUACCCAAGGCCCGUUCCAUCGUCCUCCUGUACCUGCAUCGCAGCCGCUCCGCCCUGGUCCCUACCUGCAGCCUCCCGGGCCCCAGGCCACUGGGUCACAAAGCGCGUACUUCAGCAACGGCCUUCCAAAACCCAAUGCGCAGCAGAAGAUGAAGAAGAAGAGCUUCUGGGGCUUGCGAAGCUCGAGCGAAUCAAGUACGACUACCUUGAGAAAAAAGCAGAGUAGCAUGUUUUAG